UCCUGCGCGCUCCACCUCGACACCUCCUCCCGCACCCGGGUCCGAAGAUGGCGGCUCUCAAACUCCUGUCCUGUGGGUUUCGGCUCUGCGCCACCGCCCGAAGCUCGCGGGGCGCCCUGCACAAGGGGUGUGCCUGCUACUUUUCUGUCAGUGCUCGUCACCACACCAAGUUUUACACAGACCCAGUGGAAGCUGUAAAGGAUAUUCCUAACGGUGCAACCUUGCUGGUUGGUGGUUUUGGGCUGUGUGGAAUUCCAGAGAAUCUCAUAGGAGCUUUGCUGAAGACUGGAGUAAAAGAUCUAACCGCAGUCAGCAACAAUGCGGGGGUUGACAACUUUGGCCUGGGCCUUUUGCUUCGAUCCAAGCAGAUAAAACGCAUGAUCUCGUCAUAUGUGGGAGAAAAUGCAGAAUUUGAGCGACAGUUCUUAUCUGGUGAAUUAGAAGUAGAGCUGACACCUCAGGGCACACUUGCGGAGAGGAUCCGUGCAGGCGGGGCUGGGGUCCCUGCCUUCUACACCAGCACAGGGUAUGGGACCCUGGUACAAGAAGGAGGAUCACCCAUCAAAUAUAACAAAGAUGGGAGCGUUGCCAUUGCCAGCAAGCCACGAGAGGUGAGGGAGUUUAACGGUCAGCACUUUAUUUUGGAGGAAGCAAUCACGGGAGAUUUUGCUUUGGUGAAAGCCUGGAAAGCCGACCGGGCAGGAAACGUGAUUUUCAGGAAAAGUGCAAGAAACUUCAACUUGCCAAUGUGCAAAGCUGCAGGAACUACAGUAGUGGAGGUUGAAGAAAUUGUAGACAUUGGCUCAUUUGCCCCAGAAGAUAUCCACAUUCCAAAAAUCUAUGUACACCGCCUUAUAAAGGGAGAAAAAUAUGAGAAGAGAAUUGAGCGUUUGUCACUCCGAAAGGAAGGAGAUGGGAAAGCCAAGUCUGGUAAACCUGGAGACGACGUUAGGGAACGGAUCAUCAAGAGAGCCGCUCUUGAGUUUGAAGAUGGCAUGUACGCUAACUUGGGCAUAGGGAUACCUCUUCUGGCCAGCAACUUCAUCAAUCCAAAUAUGACUGUUCACCUUCAAAGUGAAAAUGGAGUCUUGGGCUUGGGCCCAUACCCACUGAAAGAUGAAGCGGAUGCCGAUCUCAUCAAUGCAGGAAAGGAAACAGUCACUGUUCUCCCAGGAGCUUCUUUCUUCUCCAGCGAUGAAUCAUUUGCAAUGAUUAGAGGGGGACAUGUCAACUUAACAAUGUUGGGAGCAAUGCAGGUUUCUAAAUAUGGUGACCUGGCUAACUGGAUGAUACCUGGGAAGAUGGUGAAAGGAAUGGGAGGAGCUAUGGAUUUAGUGUCCAGUUCCAAAACCAAAGUGGUGGUCACCAUGGAGCAUUCUGCAAAGGGAAAUGCACAUAAAAUCAUGGAGAAGUGCACAUUACCUCUGACCGGGAAGCAGUGUGUCAACCGCAUUAUUACAGAAAAGGGUGUGUUUGACGUGGACAAGAAAAAUGGGCUGACACUGAUCGAGCUCUGGGAAGGCCUGACUGUUGAUGACAUAAAGAAGAGCACUGGCUGUGACUUUGCUGUUUCACCAAACCUCAUGCCAAUGCAGCAGAUUUCAACUUGAAAUGUUGAUUCAGCAUUUGUUCCAGGAUGCUAAGAUAUCAUUUUGAACACAUAG
Messenger RNA from Acomys russatus (golden spiny mouse), 1664 nucleotides. It is a transcript of the gene Oxct1, whose product is annotated as 3-oxoacid CoA-transferase 1. Gene Ontology annotation, biological process: ketone body catabolic process. Gene Ontology annotation, cellular component: mitochondrion. NCBI's taxonomy places the organism in Eukaryota, Metazoa, Chordata, Mammalia, Rodentia, Muridae. The record is from RefSeq and is a predicted model, not a curated record. Gene Ontology annotation, molecular function: succinyl-CoA:3-oxo-acid CoA-transferase activity. Bases 48 to 1610 code for a protein of 520 amino acids. The transcript has 17 exons.